This is a messenger RNA of Desarmillaria tabescens, 2491 nucleotides long. Its product is annotated as TFIID and SAGA subunit. Gene Ontology annotation, cellular component: transcription factor TFIID complex. The transcript is spliced from 10 exons. NCBI's taxonomy places the organism in Eukaryota, Fungi, Basidiomycota, Agaricomycetes, Agaricales, Physalacriaceae. The record is from RefSeq and is a predicted model, not a curated record. The coding region runs from base 1 to 2370 and encodes 789 amino acids. Gene Ontology annotation, molecular function: RNA polymerase II general transcription initiation factor activity; protein binding. Gene Ontology annotation, biological process: transcription initiation at RNA polymerase II promoter.
AUGUCGGUCAACACUCCUCCCGGAUCCACUGGUUCUCCUGCUCCUGCUUCUCCUGGAAAUAAUGCGCCGACAGAUCAGCAAAAUAAUGCUCUCGCAGACCGCAUGGUCCUUGACUAUCUGCGUGCUCGAGGUCAUGCUGCUGCUGAAAAGGCUCUCGCAAGUGUCGUCGAAGCUGCCUCUCCCGAGGAUAAGGGCAAACAACCAGAAACUCUUACUUCCGAAGAUCUUGUCAAGGCUCUCGCAGUAUUCGCACAAAAACCCUCGCGGCCAGGCGAAAAUGUUCUUAAGGAUACUUCAAGUGUUCUUACCGAACUCACGUCAUUGGGAAACCCAUCUAGCAUCCAGAACCUGAUUGCUAGCAUCGGUUCCGUCGGAGCAGAAGAUAUUCUGUCUUUGGAUCCCACAGACAAGCAAGAGGGAUUUCGAGAGUUGGAGGCUUGGGUCGAGGGAUCUCUGGAUAUGUAUCGACCCGAAUUUCGACCAAUAUUGUUCCCAAUAUUUUGUCACUUCUAUUUGGACCUCAUACAGCGUGGUUUCAAGGAUGCAGCGCUUCGAUUUUUCUCCUCUUUCUCGACUUCCCUUGCUCCUGCUCACACAACGAUACUACACCAUCUCUCUACUCUCUUGCUUCCCGCUCAUGUUCAAAACGACGAGCUGGCACAACGCUUUCGUGAUGAAAAGUAUGUUAUUCGAAUGAGCCGGUCAGGCUUUGGCUUGCUCGUAGGGUGGUUAACAGAAGGUGUCGGAGGUGAGGCCUCAGGUGCAGGUGAAGGCUUCUCAGGUGAAAAGGGCAAGAGAGGACGUGCAGCGGUCAUGCGCGUGGUCAACAACCAUCUUCGAUUCGAUGUCACUUCCUCCAACCCCACUUCAGUUGCGCCCAACACUUGGGAAGAAUCUACGGUAACCGAUCCUCAAGCGUACAAUACGUCGAAAGGUGACCUCAAACUCGGUCCUAGACCGAUAGCCGAAGAUCUUCGUACAGAAUCGGAACGCCAGCUACGAGAACAGGCCAUGGUUGACCGGGAUCCCAGUGCUCAAUAUGACAUGCAGUAUGCCCGACCACCUCUACUGCCUGGCAUUCUUCCUGUAACCGAAUCAGACCUUUUACCCCAUCCCCCUACUUUCAAAACGACUGAUGUUGAAAGAGAAGUCAACGCUGUACGGGAUGCACGUCGAAGAAUCCGACUGGAACCAUCAGCCCUUAGUAACAUCGACAUCAAUUCUCCUCAAGCUAAUACGGCGAGGGCGCGUGCUCUCCCCAGUAUCUGUGCUUAUACAUUACACAAUGUCGUGGAAGGAGCACCCUGCAUGGCUUUUUCUCAAGACACCUCAUUAAUGGCCGCUGGUUUCGCUGAAAGCUACAUCAGACUAUGGAGUCUCAAAGGCGAGAAACUCAAGGGAAUGAGGAGUGACUUCACUUCAAGCUCUGUCAAAGAUAUGACAUCUCUUCGCAAAAUCAAGGAAAAGAAAGGUAGCACGACUCGAAAACUCGUCGGUCAUAGCGGUCCUGUCUAUUCACUUGCGUUUGAUCCCCUUAAUGGCUCUGCAAGUCCUCCUAGAUAUCUGUUGUCAGCUUCAGCGGACGCUACAACGCGUUUGUGGUCGAUGGAAACUAUGAGCAACGUCGUUGCUUUCCGUGGACAUGAGAAUCCGAUCUGGGACGUCAAAUGGAGCCCUAUAGGAAUCUAUUUUGCUACCGCGAGCAGAGAUCGAACUGCUCGGCUGUGGUCGACAGACCGUACGAGCUGUUUGCGCAUUUAUGCAGGGCACUUAAGUGAUGUGGAUUGCAUUGAGUUUCACCCCAAUUCUUUGUACCUUGCUACCGGGUCUAGUGAUUGGACAGCCCGAUUGUGGGACGUUCAACGAGGUGCAUGCAUGCGGGUGUUCAUUGGACAGCAAGGCGCUGUAACUUCAAUGGCUAUCAGCCCAGACGGUCGAUAUCUAGUGACUGGAGGGGAAGACCUGGCUAUCAAUUUGUGGGACAUCGGUUCUGGCAAGAGGAUCAAGAAAAUGACCGGACACACGGCGUCAAUAUACUCUAUGGCUUUCAGUGCCGAGUCGUCUUUACUAGUCAGCGGAGGUGCUGAUUGGACCGUUCGAUGCUGGGAUGUAAAGAGCGCAGGUGGAUCACCUAGUAAACCGCGGGAGAACGGGACUACUCAAUACACGCCAUUGGGCCUCGCAAGCAAUGGCGCAGUCGUCGGUGGUUCAAACGAAGAAGAAUCUUCUGAAACAACUGACUUACUCGCGUCCUUCCCGACUAAAAGAACACCAAUAACGAAUGUACACUUCACACCUAGGAAUCUCUGUCCUCGUAGGAGGGAAUUAUUUAUCUCCAGAUGUACGAUGAUCCGAGUAUCGUCAUUGUAGAACCUUUGUGGGACCUUGUACUAAUUAGCCUAACUUAUUUUGCUUGUCAACAGUUCCUACUAUUUACCCCUUCCUCCCAGAAUGUUACUGGCCAGCCUCACCGCGGCUUCCAGCUGUAAAG